Messenger RNA from Prorocentrum cordatum, 2269 nucleotides. The record is from the annotation of a GenBank genome assembly. NCBI's taxonomy places the organism in Eukaryota, Dinophyceae, Prorocentrales, Prorocentraceae.
GCGAAGCCAACCCAUGCUCUCGAGAGAUCGUCGACGUGAUGGGUUCUGCCCGGGGGGGCAAGGCGCACAGCUCCCCUGGCUGCGGCCAGUCGGGCGGCCGCCCCUCCGCGCCGCCUCUGCCCCUGGCCCGCGUCGUCGUCUGGCGUCGGCGCCGUCGCCCUCGCCCUCGCCCUCGCCCUCGCCCAGGGCCCGCACGCGGCCAGCCCCUCGCAGACGGCGUCCUCGCGCCGUCGCUCGGCCCCGCGCUGCGCCGGAGCAGGAGCGGGAGCCAGCCAUGAUGCAGGGCGCGGGCCGCCCGCCGCGCGGCGGUUGUGGCGGCGCGCCGGUGCCCGCGGCCGCGCGCGCGGCCCCGCCCGCGCCCAGCCUGCCUCCCCCGCCCUCACCCGCGCUGCUCGCCGUGGCGGCGGCGGCGGCCGGCGCCGUGGCGCGGCGGCGGCCUGAGGCCUGGGCCCGCCGCGAGGGGGCGCGGCGGGGCCUCCUGAGGGUGCGGCGGCGCCAGCUGCCGGCGGCCGAGAUGCAGGCCGCCCUGGAGGAGGUGCGCGCCGCGGCCGCGGCGGCGCCGGCGGCGCACGGAGGGCCGGCGGCCGAGGAGGAUCUCGGCAGCCUGCGCGUGGCGGAGCUGAAGGGGAGACUGAAGGCGCUUGGCCGCAAGGUGUCCGGCAGGAAGGCGGAGCUCGUCGCGCGCCUCCGAGAGGCCGCAGCGGCGGAGCGGCCCGACAUCGAGGGGCUUCGCGUCGAUGAGUUGAAGGCGAGGCUGCGCAGACUGGGCCGCAGAGUGUCCGGCAGGAAGGCGGAGCUCGUCGCGCGCCUCCGCUGCGCCGCUGCCGAGCCCGCGCCAGAGCCCGAGCAGGCGGCAGGGGCGCACAACUGCCCUCGGCUGCCUUGCGUCGGCGGGGGCAGCCUCCACGGGACGUCCGGCGCCCCGGGGCCGGAGGCCGCCGACGCCGCGGCCGCCGCGCCGCGGUCGACGGAUGGCGCCGACCCCAGGCAGAUCCUCGAGACAGUCUUCGGCAAGAGCGACUUCCGCGGCGGUCAGGAGGAGGUCAUCGCCGCCGCCCUGGCUGGGCGCGACAGCUGCAUGUUCUGGGCGACGGGCUCUGGGAAGUCCCUGUGCUACCAGAUCCCGGCCUUCGCCUCGGACGCAGGCUGCGUCGUCGUGGUCUCGCCGCUGAUCGCGCUGAUGCAGGAUCAGGUCAUGAUGCUCAAUGGCCUCGCGGGCAAGGGCGCGCGGCAUGCGGCCACGUUUCUGGGCUCCGCGCAGGCGGAUCCCGACGUGGAGGCCCGGUUCGCCCGCGGUGAGUACCGAGUCGUGUACAUGGCGCCGGAGACGCUGCUCCGCGACCACGAGAGUCCUCUCCGCAUCAUGUCGGAGCUGUCCGCACGGGGCGUGCUGAAGCUGGUUGCUGUGGACGAGGCCCACUGCAUCUCGCAGUGGGGGCCCAACUUUCGUGUCGAGUAUUCGCACCUCGGGCGCAUCCGCCAGGAGGUGCCAGGCGUUCCCCUCAUGGCUUUGACGGCCUCUGCGACUCCGCGGGUCCGCCAAGACAUUAUCCGCAACCUCGGCCUGAGAGACCCACACGUGAGUGUGGGCUCUUUCGAUCGGCCCAAUCUGUUCAUUCAGGCCAGGCCCCGCAUCACCGGUUGUCUGGACUUCCUGGUUGACCUGAUUCGCGCGGAGGCUCGCUCGGGCGGCGGCAUCGGGCCAACCAUUGUGUACUGCGUGAGGAAAGUCAUGGCAGAGCGCAUCGCCGACAAGCUCAAGCAGGACCUGGCUGCCGCGGCCGUGCCAAACGCCGCCCGCGUCGUGGGCUUCUACCACGCGGGCAUGACCGACGGCCAGCGCGAGCAGACGCACCGCGCCUUCCUCAGCGGCGCCAUGCCGGUGUGCGUGGCCACCGUGGCGUUCGGCAUGGGCGUCGACAAGCCGAACAUCCGGCGGGUGAUCCACUACUGCCCCCCGGCGACCAUGGAGAGCUACUACCAGGAGGUCGGCCGCGCCGGCCGCGACGGGCUGCCGAGCUCCUGCGUGCUCCUGGCCACCGAGGAGGACUUCCAGGCGCAGAAGUUCUACCUCUGGGGCCUCCGCGGGAAGCCGCGCCAGGCCGCGGAGGUCUCGCUCCGGGCCCUGCAGGACCUGUGCCUGGCGCCCCCGCCGGCGUGCCGGCGCGCGGAGCUGCUGAGGUUCUUCGGGCAGGGCCUGCCGCCCGGGCCGCGGCGCGGCUGCUGCGACGCGUGCGAGCAGCUGCUGGCCCAGGGGGCGCCUCCAGGA